Microbotryum saponariae is the source of this 1625-nucleotide messenger RNA. NCBI's taxonomy places the organism in Eukaryota, Fungi, Basidiomycota, Microbotryomycetes, Microbotryales, Microbotryaceae. The record is from the annotation of a GenBank genome assembly.
AUGGGAAACAAUGCUCUUGCCCUCAACCCUUUGACCAGCAACAUCGAUAUCACGACCCAUGGUCAGUAGCUUUCUUCGGACUCCGAAGCAAGAGGUUGCUGUUGAGACAGUCGCUAGCAGUCACAGCGUUCGGGACAGUAGUAGCUCACAAAAACCCUGGAUGCUCCCUCAGCGUCGGACUUCCUUUGGGCCAUCUUCUCCAUCAUGGCCGCGAGUGGUAUUGGACUCUUGGCCCUUGGUUCCACGCGUCCCCUCGGUCAACGCGCCUUCCACCACUUGGGUAAGUUGGGCGUGCGGUUCAAGUCAAGCUCGACAGUAGUCCAGUCCGGUGUUUUCCGUCGCUCGGUCAGGAGCGACUCUGAACUGACGCGCUGCGGGUCAUCAUCCGCUCCAUCUCACAGCUGCCGCGAUCUGCUUCACGGCAUCGAUCGCCUACUUCUGCAUGGCAUCUGACCUCGGAUCGACCCCCAUUGCCGUCGGGUUCAUCCGAAGCGGGUCGCUUGGAGCCAAUUGGGUCGCCGUCGGCGUCGAUCGCCCCACUCGCUCGAUUUGGUACGCUCGCUACAUCGACUGGGUUAUUACCACUCCCCUCCUUCUCCUCGAGCUCCUCCUCGCCACCGGUCUUCCCCUCACGGAAAUAUUCACCACCAUAUUCUUGGACGAGGUCAUGAUCGUCACCGGUCUCCUCGGCGCUUUGGUGUCAAGCAAAUACAAGUGGGGUCUUUUCGUAAGUUACGGGCUGGGGGGCUGAGCAUAAGCUUAGUAAAUACUGGCGAGUGAAUACUGGCGCAUACUAAGCGGCUUUAUCCCACUCCUUGCCCUCUCAUCAUGCUUUACGAACAAAUAGACUGUGAGUUGUUCUGAGGAACUGGUCUGAGAGUCUCUUGGGACGAUCGCGGCGCUGAUUAAAACUCCGUGUCUCUCGUGAAUGGCACAGUUCGGGUGCGUCGCUGAGCUCUACAUCUGGUGGAUGCUUUUGCUCCCCGCUCGCAAGUCGGCCAACAACCUUGGCGGUAGCUUCCCCAAAAUGUGAGCUUCACUGUGCCUCCCGCUUGCUUUGGCCGCUUUCUCUCAAGGUCUGACCUGUGGCGCUUUGUCUUCCGUAGGUACGCAACGUCCGCUUCGAUUUUGUCCGCACUCUGGCUUUUGUACCCCGUUGCAUGGGGUCUUGCCGAUGGUGGCAACGUCAUCACCCCUACUUCGGAGAUGGUCUUCUACGGCGUCCUCGAUGUGUUGGCCAAGGUGAGUUUGCGCCACCAGUAGUGGACCAAUGACAAAGCGUCACAGCCGCUGAAACGCUCUUCCCUCACACCGCCACAGCCCGGAUUUUGCUUCUACCACUGCAUCGCCAUGUCCAAAUGCGACUACAACCGUCUUGGCUUCGUCUCUGGCAAAUGUGAGUUGAGCUCGGAUCACCGCGAGCCAAGUCCUGCCCCUAAACGACAUAUUUCUCCUGCAACUUAGACUCGCAAGCUGCGACCGCCGAGGAGCGACACUACAACACGCAGCACUUGAACCACGACGAGCACGCCAACGAGCCUCGCAACUCCACCGCUACCCGAGUCGAGUCGUCCCCGAACGCCGCCGCCCACCCUGGGUUCAAGCCCACCCAGGCCGCCGUUUAA